GUCUACAGAUGUAGCAGGUGUUACUGCACCUUUUCUUUCGCAAUGCAAGCUGCUAUUUGGCGCAGUGGUGUGAUACUGAAAAUCCCUGGUGAAAAUGUUUAUGAUGUGAAAGCUUUUUCAAGUGAAGUAAGCAUGAAGAUGGUCAGUAGCCAGCCUAAGUAGACCUGAUAAAGGAAGUAGGCCGUGGCAGCUAUGGAGUGGUGUACGAGGCCUUAGUUCGCAGGACAUGCCAGCGAGUAGCAGUUAAAAAAAUCCGCUGCCAGGCACCAGAGAAUGUUGAAUUGGCACUGAGAGAGUUCUGGGCAUUAAGCAGCAUCCAGGGCCAACAUCCUAAUGUAAUUCACUUGGAAGAGUGUGUCCUGCAGAGAGAUGGGACUGUUCAACGCAUGUUACAUGGAUCGAGUUCAGCACUUUAUCUUCCGUUGGUGGAAACCUCUCUAAAAGGCAAAAUUGCCUUUGACCCACGCAGUACCUAUUGUCUAUGGUUUGUGAUGGAUUUUUGUGAUGGAGGAGAUAUGAACGAGUACAUCCUAACUAGAAGACCAAGUCGUCGAACCAACACCAGUUUCAUGUUGCAACUAAGUAGUGCACUUGCAUUUCUACACAAAAACCAGAUAAUACACCGUGACCUAAAGCCUGAUAAUAUUCUGGUGUGUAAAGCACGUGAUGGUAUGGAUGAACCUACCCUGAAGGUGGCAGACUUUGGGCUGAGUAAAGUAUGUUCUACUUCAGGCUUGAACCCCGAAGAACCAGCCAGUGUCAACAAGAGCUUUUUAUCUACUGCUUGUGGAACUGAUUUUUACAUGGCACCUGAGGUGUGGGAGGGCCAUUAUACGGCAAAAGCGGAUAUUUUUGCUCUAGGAGUAAUACUGUGGGCCAUGCUUGAGCGCUUGACCAUCUUGGACAGUCACACCAAAAAAAGAUUGCUUGGUGGUUAUGUUCAACGGGGGACACAAAUUGUUCCAGUGGGAGAAGCACUGCUUGAGAACCCCAAAAUGGAGCUUCCUAUUCCCAUCAAGAAAAAAACGAUGAAUCGGCGCAUGAAACAAUUGCUGCAACAGAUGUUGUCUGCUAACCCUCAGGAGCGUCCAGAUGCCUUUCAGCUUGAACUACGUCUCAUUCAGAUUGCCUUCAGAGACUACACAUGGGAAACGUGA
This is a messenger RNA of Staurois parvus, 1157 nucleotides long. Lineage: Eukaryota; Metazoa; Chordata; Amphibia; Anura; Ranidae. The record is from the annotation of a GenBank genome assembly.